Molecule: messenger RNA, 3374 nt
Organism: Gilbertella persicaria
Lineage: Eukaryota; Fungi; Mucoromycota; Mucoromycetes; Mucorales; Choanephoraceae
Product: P-loop containing nucleoside triphosphate hydrolase protein
Exons: 1
Coding region: 128-3241 (1037 amino acids)
Molecular function (GO): ATP binding; ATP hydrolysis activity
Source: RefSeq, a predicted model, not a curated record
UCCUCCUUUCUCAUCACUUAUCGACUCAAGGCUUGACUUGACUAGUUUUCUUGUUAUUUUCUUAUCCAUUCUCUAUCACCUCUUCUUCUUCUUCUUUAAACUAGAAAAACAAAAACAAAACUAGUAAAUGAUGGUUUCUGCAACCAACGAACAAGCAACUAUGGUUGCUGAUCUUCUCAACAAGAUUAACACUGCUCCUUCUUCUGAAGAAGUCGAACAAGCUGCUCAAGAGCUUGCUAAACUUGUUCAAUCUAAAGGUAUGAUUAUGAUCAAGACUUAUGGCAUCAUCGACAAAUUUCUUGCUUCUAUUAAAAACAAGAAAUCUGGCUUGGAACGUGAGGGUGGUCUUAUCGGUUUCAAUGCGAUGGAAGAAGUCAUGUCUCAUGAAAUUGAGCCUUUGUUGAUUCCUCAUUUGGAAAUCUUUUUGGAUCUUUAUGCUGAUAAGGGUGCAGUUGUCCAAGAAGCUGCUCAAAUGGCCUCUCGCACUUUGGUUGACAUGAUUCCUGCUGAAGCCACCAAGGCUCUUUUGCCUGUCUUGUUGAAGGGUAUGGGUCAUAACACCAGUUCAAAGAAAUGGCAGACCAAGAUUGGUGCCUUGAAGUUAUUGGAACGUUUCACAGAAAGAGCUCCCGAACAAAUUGGUGAAUGUUUGCCUGAAAUCAUUCCUGCUGUCUCUGACUGUCUCUCUGACACUAAGAAGGAAGUUGCUACUGCUGCUGAAAAAGCCAUGUUGAAGGUGUGUUCUGUGGGUGGUAACCCUGAUAUCCAUCGUCAUUUGAAGGAUUUGGUGCUCUGUAUGGGCAACCCUACUCGUGUGCCUGAUACCAUUGAAAAGCUCGCUCAAACUACUUUUGUGGCUGAAGUCAAUGGUCCCACAUUGGCUAUCAUGGUGCCCCUUUUGACUCGUGCCUUGAAUGAACGUUCGACAACUAUCAUGCGUCAAACUGUUGUGAUCACAGACAACUUGUGUAAGCUUGUGCGUGAUCCUCGUACAGCUGCUCAGUUCUUGCCUCAAUUGUAUCCUGGUAUUGAUCGUCAAGCUGAAAGUGCUGCUUUCCCUGAAAUUCGUGUGCUUGCUAACAAGGCCAAGCAGACUUUGAUUGAUGCUGGUGGUGCUAAUGAAAAGCCUGCUGAAGCUACUGAAGUCACGAUUGAAGAAGCCACUGCUGCUUUCAAGAAGGCUGCUACUAAGGCACAAGGUUUUCUUGAUUCCUUCUUCCUUCCUUAUAUUUCUUAUCUUGGCAUCAUUGCUGCUGACUACGCUCGUCAAGAGCUCUUCUCUAAAGAAGGUUGGCUUGAGUCCUUUACUCCUUACCUCAAGGCUUUUAUUAUGAAGGCAGACAUUUCUUCUGUGAUCUAUGGUGCUUUAGAGGAAAUUCAGGGUAUUUUCAAGAAGCGUAAUGCAGAUGUGGAUGACAGUGCUAUUGAUGAACAGGAAGGUGAAGAAAUCUGUAACGUAGAAGACUUUUCUCUUGCUUAUGGUACCCGUCUCUUGUUGAGUCACACUCGUCUCAAGUUGCACCGUGGUCAACGUUACGGUCUCUGUGGUCAAAACGGUGCUGGUAAGAGUACUUUGAUGAACGCUAUCCACAAUGGUAAGGUUGAAGGAUUCCCCUCUCAAGAUCAAGUUCGCACUGCCUUGGUUGACUAUAACUCUCAAGCUGCUGACACUUCCUUGAAGAUUGUUAACUAUGUUGCUGCUGAUCCCUUGUUGAAGGACUUGCCUCAUUCUGAAAUUGAAAAGUCUUUGCGUACUGUUGGCUUUGAUGAUGCUCGUCUCGAAAUGUCUGCUUCUGCCCUUUCUGGUGGUUGGAAGAUGAAGCUUGAGCUUGCUCGUGCUAUCCUUACCAAGGCUGAUAUUCUCUUGUUGGAUGAACCUACCAAUCACUUGGAUGUCGACAACAUCAAAUGGCUUGAAGACUAUUUGAAUGCUCAAUCUCAAGUCACUUGUUUGAUUGUCUCUCACGACUCUGGCUUCUUGGAUAAUGUCUGUACUCAGAUUCUUCAUUAUGAAAAGAAGAAGCUUCGUUUGUACCAUGGUAAUCUCUCUGCUUUUGUUGAAGUUUAUCCUGCUGCUCGUACUUACUACACUUUGGAUGCCUCUACAAUUGAGUUUACUUUCCCCAAGCCAUCUGUCUUGCAAGGUGUUAGAUCCAACACCAAGGCCAUUCUCAAGAUGACAGACUGUACAUACACUUAUCCUGGUAACAAGGUGCCUUCUCUCUACAAUGCUAGCGCUUCUCUUUCUCUUUCAUCCCGUGUUGCUGUCGUGGGUCCUAACGGUGCUGGUAAGUCUACUAUGAUCAAGCUCUUGACAGGUGAGACUAUUCCUCAAACCGGUGUUGUUUGGCGUCACCCUGCUCUUCGUAUUGGUUACGUUGCUCAACAUGCUUUCCACCACUUGGAACAACAUCUUGAAAAGACACCUACUGAUUACUUGCAAUGGCGUUACUCUACUGGUGAAGACAAGGAAGUCGCUGAAAAAGAAACCCGUGUCUGGAGUGACGAAGAAAAAGCUCAAAUGGAGAAGAUGAUCACUGUCAAUGGUGAAGAGCGUCAGAUCGAAGCCUUGUUGGGUCGUACUAAGCUCAAGAAGACGUUCCAAUACGAAAUCAAAUGGAAGAACAAGCUCCACAAGUUCAACAGUUGGUUCUCUCGUGAAAAGUUACUCGAGUUGGGUUUCCAAAAACUCGUCCAACAAUUCGAUGAUAAAGAAGCUUCUCGUGAAGGUUUGCUGUACCGUGAAUUGAGUAUGCCUCAUAUUCGUCAACACUUUACUGAUAUUGGUCUUGAUCCUGAUAUUGCUCAGUACACCAAGAUGGGUGCUCUCUCUGGUGGUCAAAAGGUCAAGGUCGUAAUUGCUGCUGCUAUGUGGAACAAUUGUCAUAUGUUAGUGCUUGAUGAACCUACUAACUUUUUGGAUCGUGAAGCCUUGGGUGGUCUUGCUACUGCUAUUAGAAAGUGGGAAGGUGCUGUUGUCAUGAUUUCUCACAGUACUGAAUUUGUUGAAGCCUUGUGUCCUGAAAGCUGGAAAUUGAUUGGCGGUAAACUUUACAAGAGUGGUGUUUCUGCUGUUGAUGAUGAAUCAAAGAUUGAUGAAGAAAAGGUGAAGGCCAAGAUCUCCAAGAAAAAGAAGAAGACUAGAAAUGAACUUAAGCUUCAAGAAGAACGUCGCCGUGCUCGUCAUCUCAAGUGGUUGAUUGAAGGUGGCACUAAGGAACCUGACACUGAGAGUGACUAAGUCCAGCUAUCUAUCUAUCUAUCUAUAUAUACACACUCACAUCAUAAUACAUUCUCUAUAUAUUUGUUUUGUCUUCAUAUCAUUUUAUUUUGCAUUAUUAGAUCAAUAAAACAAAAUUAUUUGUAAUCCUCAA